CUGUGUUUUCUGGAACCUGUGAGUCGAGUUGGGAUGAUUGUCUAUCUAAGGAGAUCAUGGACGUAUAUGACUAUUGUCCGUUUGAGGAGCUCGGGGAUGCCAUGUCGAUUUGGAAAUCUCUCUCCGUCACUGUGAAUAACGUCAUCCACCAAGACAUCCCAGCAGCGUUGUGGUCUCGCACGAUAGCCAGGCCAAAGCUGUCCAAUCUCACAGCAAACUACCUUACCACGUACUACCCUGCACUCCCUACAGGAACUCAAUUUCUCGAUGCCUUGAGGACGACCACUGUGCCAUCUCCAUAUGCCAUCAUGUCUUUAACCAUGCAUAAUGUUUUGUGUAGCAUCGUCUUGCAGUUAUAG
Trichoderma reesei QM6a is the source of this 359-nucleotide messenger RNA. RefSeq lists its product as uncharacterized. The annotation marks the transcript as partial. The record is from RefSeq and is a predicted model, not a curated record. Lineage: Eukaryota; Fungi; Ascomycota; Sordariomycetes; Hypocreales; Hypocreaceae. The transcript is spliced from 2 exons.